Molecule: messenger RNA, 2606 nt
Organism: Durusdinium trenchii
Lineage: Eukaryota; Dinophyceae; Suessiales; Symbiodiniaceae
Source: the annotation of a GenBank genome assembly
CAAAAUAGCAAGUAGCCACCUUUGUUAUGUUUGUUUUUUGUUGGGAAACCGUGUAAUUUCAAUAGCUCCUAAUGGUCCUAAUCACCUAAACACUAGAGGUUCUUGAUUCCCUCCCCCUUUAAGUUAGUUGUCGGAAGGAGGAACAUGUUUGUGCCAAGGUGUGCUUGCCUGAACUCGAGUCCUAGUUUCCCUAAGAAUCUAGGAACCAAAUGAUUAGUGCGAGUGCUUCUUCAAGGAAGCUCCGCCCUCGGCCCUCAGGCGCGGGGAGUUUCCUUGAAGAAGCGUGAACUAUCCUGUGUCCAGUAGCUAGUAACUUACUUAAGUUCCUAGUUUACCUUUUCCAUAGCGGCUUGCCCCCCUGGUCUUAAAAGGGCGGCAUGCAUGUGAUGUGCAGUGGCGCACUCCCAGACCUGAAGCGACCCGUGCUUUUGUGACUGCAGGUAGACUCUGGUAGACCGGUAGACCAAUUUGUAAUUAUUGAGCAUGUCGUCAUUGGUUGGCCAACAUCAGGCACUUUGCUGAACUGUGCCAUCGACUUUCGCUGACAACCAAACCCUAUUGCCAAGGUUGGCAGUGUGGGGAGGUGUUGAAGAUCCUGCCGUUCUGCGUGUGUGCAGGUGUCAAGUCAACCUCUUGUGUAGUCCCGUGUCACCGCCCUGUCAAUCAUGGUCAGGAGGAAGCAAGCAACUUGUUUAGACGAUGCAAAUGGGUGGGCCUUGUUGAUUGCCUUGGUACAAGCAUUUGCUUCGUAGCCGCUGGCAAUGGCGGCUGAGUGCGCUGAUGAAAUAGAGACGCAUGCACACUUCGUGUUGGCACAGAAAUAUGUAAUUGCCUCAUCCUGACUGGCACUGUGUGUUUGAGUCGGUUCUGAUGUUCCGGUUGGCGCAGUGCUAUCCAGUAUAUCUCCGUUCGAUUCGGAUUUUGCAAAUGCCAUGAUUGAAAUUGUCGCGCAAGUUGAUUCAACCCUUCUUGUCAAAAAGUGCUUGACAAGGCCCGUAAUUCCCCGAUUGCCUCAUGUCAACCCAAUUGUACCAGGCUUGGACGGUGGUGCAGUUUGUUAUACAGGCUGAGCAAGCGAGAAAGGAACGCGUGAUGUUCUCAUGCAGCGCAUUUUUGAAGGCUCCUCAGUGCAUUCGCAACUUGUUGAAGCAAGGUGCCAAGGAUCCCUGCUGGAAUCGUUGUCAAAGACUCUGCUGCGUUUCCUGGCGUGGUUGCUAAGAGAACAGGACUAGUGACUAGCAGCAUGUGUUUAACAAACUGAAGCUCGGAAGUCCUUGCAUGCUCUUGAUCCACGUAUGGUUGAUGGGAUCCGACGUGUGAUCCCACACUUGACCUUUGAGCUUGUUGGAUGCAAGGAUAAAGUAGUUUGGAUCCACCCUUGACUCGAUGUGCACAUGUUGGAACCUUGGGGUACUCGGGUACUCGUUUGGGCGGUUGCAACUGACUAGUAACUAGUAAGAGUUCACGAUUGCAAAUUCUCGCUUGAGAUCCACUUCUGCAGAAAUGGAGAAGCGGUCCACUUCCUGUGAACUUGAGCCCCGCAAGCUGGAUUCGCGGAAUUUUGCUGUUCCACCGUUUCAUUCAAUAUGUUCCAGAGGAACCUGGGAGGUCCGUUUUUGAAUAUGCAAAGCUUUGCGAACUUGUGCGUCAAUUCCAAAAGCACUCUUUGGGUCUACUUUUUGGUGAGGAAUCUUGUUUGGGUAUCAGCGUUCCAUUGGGAUUGCCGGGGGCGACUGGGGGAUGACUUCUUGGAAGCAGCGUUGCCAUGGUGAUUUGGCAUUGACAUCGUAGCAAGGUAUGACUAAGGCAAAGUACGUUCAAAAUAUGAGGGGCAGAUCAAAGGAAUCAGCUGGUGUGGUGGGUCCAGGGUUGACGUCGCGGGAUUGUAACGUCAAUCAGGCCGUGUCCUCGUUGUCCUCUGAAGCUCCUUCGAGCGAGCUACGAUGCGUGCUCGAGGAAGCCAUGAAAGCAAAUGUAGAUGAAGACAGCUUGCGGCCAGCGGAGGAAAAGCUGACAAGGUUGGAACUGGUUGAAGCGGCACGGAUGGUUGACCGGUUUGAAAUCGAGCGCAUCCUCAACAAUGCGGAAGCCUACGGUUGGAACCUAGCGGAAGGAACUGUUGGCGCACUGUACCAGGCUGCCGACGCGCAAAGGAAAGAGCUUGUUCUCCAGGAGCGGGUGACAGACUGCAUUGAGAGCAUGAACUUUGCAGUAAUCUCAUUGGACUUGGACUCGAUCCGCCACCACGUUGAGGAGUCCGAGGAACUGGGCUUGUUGGACCAUGAGGUCACCAAGAAGGCUCUGGAGAUUCUCAAGGACUACUCUUAGAAUCACGAUAGUUAGUUGGCUCAAAGUAGCGCAACGGCUUGGAUGCACUCUGACUACUGAAAGAAACGCACACGGUAAUGAAUAACGAACCUGCUGAGUCUUAGAGCUGCCAAUGAUAGCUGCUCUGAGACUUGCAUAGUAAACGUGCUGGAGAACACCUCCGCACAAACUUUCAACUGAUUGUGCCCUGGUUGACCAAAAUUUGGCAUGGGGCAUCAAGUCAUGUUGUUCGAUACCAUUCAAUUAGAAGAGGGCUUUGUGUAUGGCUUUGUCAGUCG